AUGUCGCGAGAAAUACGACUAACAGAUACACCAGCUCCGACACCACUGCCACCACCAUCCUACAACUUGACGCUGAGUCAUGUCUCUAUCGGGCGUGGCACGCAGAACUACACUUGCGACCUUUCCAACAGUACGGCAAUCCCUGUAGCUACAGGAGCAACGGCAUCUCUCUACAAUGUAUCUUGCAUCGCCGCUAACCACCCUGCACUGCUCUCAAUGAUCCCUGGUAUCGCCAUCAAUCUGCCCCUGCCUUCUUCCUCUUCUGCAAUGUCGCCGAUCAACAUGGAUCUGGCUGGCCACCAUUACUUCCUUGAUGCGACUACACCGUUCUUCAAUCUGGAUACCGACAUGCAUUCAUACGGAAUCGGCGCUUUUAAAAAGAUCAAUGGUACUUCGGCGCCGGAAGGUGCUGUGAUCGGUGUGGAUGGAUCUGGUAUGGGAGCUGUGCCGUGGCUCAAGUUGACGGAAAAGGUCGGGNUGGAGGGAAGCCAGAAGUUGAAGGAAGUCUUCAGAGUCAACACUGCUGGAGGACAACCACCUGCUACAUGUCAAGGCCAGCAAGAGAGCAUUCUUGUGCAAUAUGCAGCGGAGUAUUGGGUUUACGUUUGA
Molecule: messenger RNA, 609 nt
Organism: Aureobasidium musti
Lineage: Eukaryota; Fungi; Ascomycota; Dothideomycetes; Dothideales; Saccotheciaceae
Source: the annotation of a GenBank genome assembly